This is a messenger RNA of Polychytrium aggregatum, 1831 nucleotides long. RefSeq lists its product as uncharacterized. The transcript is spliced from 4 exons. Lineage: Eukaryota; Fungi; Chytridiomycota; Chytridiomycetes; Polychytriales. The record is from RefSeq and is a predicted model, not a curated record. Gene Ontology annotation, molecular function: phosphatidylinositol binding. Gene Ontology annotation, biological process: retrograde transport, endosome to Golgi. Bases 98 to 1720 code for a protein of 540 amino acids.
CUCCCAUCCCAUCCCAUCCCAUCCCAUCCCAUCCCAUCCCGUCCAGCAAUUCGCCAGGCGGCACACUCCCCCACACCCAACGGCCCCGCUGCCCGAAAUGUACGCCUCCUUCACCUCCGAGCAAACAAGCGACGGCACUCCGCUCUCGGACUCGUCCUAUCCCGCCUUCAAUCCGCUGGCUACCGAUCAGCCCUUUGCCGACAUGUCGUCAUCGUCACAUCCCUCCGAGCCCUUGGACUCGUCGUACCUGGCCCAGGGCACCGCCGCCGAGUCUCAGUCCUUUUACGGAGCCACGGUCGGCCACGGCGAUAUUCAACCCCCCGUCGCCAAGACGACUUUCUGCUGCAACCUGGAUCGUGUGCUGAGUUCACUUCCGCGGUCAACAUUCCGCCCCCUGGUCGUCAAUGUUCCGCUGGAUAAGCAGGCCCAGCCCGCUAUCACCAUCGUCGACGCCGUCAAGACCAGCGAAGUCGGCGGUGGCUCCUACAUCGCCUACGUCAUCCGCACCGACAUCCCCAGCCAAAACAUCCGGUACGAGAGUCGCCACCGAUACUCCGAAUUUGAAGCGCUGCGCUCGCUCCUGAGCAGAAUCCACUACAUGGCCGUCAUCCCGCCCAUCCCCGAGAAGCACAGCAUCGGCGACUAUGCCACCAAGCAAGCCAAGGCCAAGGAGGACAAGGCCAUCAUCGAAAAGCGCAAGCGGAUGCUCCAAUCGUUUCUCAACCGGGUGGCGACCCAUCCGCUCCUGGUGCGCGAGCACGUUUUCCACCAGUUCCUCGAGGAUCCCGAGGCAACUUGGAGCACUAUCUUGUCGGCAUCCGAACACGCCAACCUGGGUCGCCGAAAGGACAAGUCUCCCAUCUCGAUGCUGACCGAUAAGCGGAAUCUCGACAUUCCUGACCCGCACUUUGUGGCCUCGGAGGAGUACACCCUCAAGUUCUCGGCACAUAUCGCACAGACCCACAAGCACCAGAAAAAGAUCACCAAGCUGCAGCAAGAUGUCGCCCAGCAGCUCGCCGAGCUGGGUGCUGUAUACAAUGGCUGGUCGCUUACCGAACACACUCUUGCCGCUGCACUCGAGAGCGUCGGCGCAGCCACGGACACCACCGCCGCAGCCACGGGUCAGCUUGCCAAGUCGCUCGAGGAAGCCGUGACCGAGCCUAUCCAGGAGUACGUGCAGUUCUCUGGUGCAAUCGAAAAGCUGCUGCGAUGGAGGCACACACAGCACUGCGAAUAUGAAAGCACGAUCGAGUCGCUGACCUCCAAGGAGGGCCAACUGACUCGGCUCGAGGCCUCCGAGCACGAAGCUCAGCGCCUCACCGCUGUGCUCAAUGCCGAAGGCUCUUGGGGCCCCGCCAGACCACCGUCGCCAGUGCCCAAUAGCGCUGGUGCCAGCACUGAGCCCAAGGGCGGCAUCCUCAAGACACUCAACUCCCUGAUCGACAACGAUCCCGAGGCCACUCGCCGCAACAACAUCUCCAAGCUCAAGGACCGCAUCACCCACCUCAAGGAGCAGGAAAAGGUCACGCUGCAGGAGCUCAACAUCGGCAACGAGCAGGUCCAGAAAGACCUCGAUCGCUUCCAGCGCUGCAAGAUCGAGGAUGUCCGAUCAAUCCUGCUAUCGUACGCGAUCGCCCAACGCGACUAUCACCGGAGGGCUGCUGCGGCUUGGAGCGAUGCCAAGAUCGACAUUGAGCAGAUCCACUCGGGCUCCUCAUAAGCUAUGCUCAGCAUAGAAUCCCCCCCCCAAUCUUGUGCGGGGACGCCGCUCUGCUUCGUAGCGCAACAUCACCAGAGGUUUGGCUGGCAGCGCAGCCACCAAAGGAACAAG